Cuscuta europaea is the source of this 1253-nucleotide messenger RNA. The record is from the annotation of a GenBank genome assembly. NCBI's taxonomy places the organism in Eukaryota, Viridiplantae, Streptophyta, Magnoliopsida, Solanales, Convolvulaceae.
UGUUAAUAAAUGUGUCCGGCCGAAAAGGGAGAAAGAUUAGGGAGCUAGGUAGUAUAAUUUUCACAUCGUCAGACCCGUUCUGGGUCUAGAUCCAAAUUUUCAGGCCACUUCUCCAUCUCACGUCGCUUCUGCCGCCGCAGGUAUACAAUACAUCUCAACUGCCGGCUUCCAUCUAGUAGAGCAUAUCAGCAGAGCAGGCCACUCUGCCGCCACGUCUCAAGCAGCGACCAAUAGCCGCAGCCUUGUCAUCUCCCCCGCUUGACUUGGCUCCUCAUUGCCGCUUCCUCGACUCCACUUUGCUUCACCGCUGCUCUGCUCGCUUCGCCAGCUCCUACAGGUGCAGAAUAGAGUAAUACCAUUGCCAGAACAAGGUAGAAAGUGGCAUCUGGAGUCUAAUCUAACGUGAAUGGAUACCUUACAUGUAACGGGACUUCCCAUGAAUCAGGAGGUCGUAAGGUCAUGUGGGUCCGAGCCAAACAACGCCUCUGGUCUUGUUGCCCAUGCAAAGAAGCUCCUACACAGAAGGAUGUUGGUUGGUGUUAACGAUGGUCGCUUCUUUUCUGGUUCAUUCUAUUGCAUUGAUAAGCAAGGAAACAUCAUUCUUCAAGAUGCCGUUGAAUACCGAAGCACCCGACACUCUUCUCCUUCCCCAAUGGAACAACGAGGUUUGGGUCUCAUUCUCGUACCCUUCUCUUGUCGGACUUCAUGUCAUGUUGAUUGCUCUAUUGAAGAACAACUGUCUCUCAUGUCUUUCUAUGAGCUUAAUUCAAAGUCAUGAUGCGUAUAACUUUUGAGAUAAAUCUUCAUGUCAAACAUUUUUCCUCAUUUUAUUUUAACCUAUUUCCCAUUAUUAUUGUGUGCGUGUGAUUUCCCGCUCUAAUGCUCAAUGUUUACCCAUACAUUAUUUGAAUGUAAAAAAUGUCAUAUUUGCUAUGAAUGUUUUCCUUCUGAUGCCUUCUGCUAGCAUCACAGAUUCACAGAUGGGAUUGGAUAACUCUAGGAAGGACAAUCCUAGCCUCCUAGGGGAGUCAGAAUAUAUAGACAGCUAAGGAAGGAGAAACAAUAUUUCGAGCCCAUAUGAGUAUACGACUCGCUCAUCCCUUUGUUAUGGGUCUAUAUUUUCCUGAUAUAACUAAUACUUUAUUGAAUGUACUUUAUUACUUCAAUGGUUAAUGAUGAUGGCACAUCAAUGUACGUUGUUGGUGAGGCGUAAAAUCCAAAAUUAAAAUAUUUAUUUAGCAUGGACGAAAUUU